AUGCCCAACUACGUUCCUGCUGAGCACCAAGUUGAGAAUACUCAGCAAGCAGUUGGCUCUGGUAAUGAUCCUUCGUUAGAAGAGAUCAUUGCCAGGCUUAUUGCGAGCCUAGAUAUAAGCCUUUAUGCCACAAUGAAGCCAGCAUUUAAAAGCUUCCUAGAGAGCUUCGCCAAAUGGCUUAAAAAUAAAGUCAAUCGCGAACAGGGCAUCAACUUUACAAUCCCAGACAUUGAGUUCACACGGCGCGGUGUCAGAGAGGCAUUGAUUACUUUAGGCAAAACAGACUCCUCUCGGGGCCUAAAGUUCUGCGAGGAACACACAGCAGCCGUCAUGGUCUAUUCUCUUGUGUGUGCAAUCCAGGCAAAACAGAUCGCCACCAAUUCUUCGACACAACAAUUUCGACUAAUUGGACAUACGAGGACUACCAUACGUGGUUUGAUUCUCUUAAGGUUAAUAAAAACCACGUAG
Molecule: messenger RNA, 468 nt
Organism: Trichomonas vaginalis G3
Lineage: Eukaryota; Parabasalia; Trichomonadida; Trichomonadidae
Exons: 1
Coding region: 1-468 (155 amino acids)
Source: RefSeq, a predicted model, not a curated record